UGUAAUUUUUUUAUAUUUCAUUUUCUAGUUGACAGUUGCUACGAGGGAAAACCUCUCCCAGUGGAAAAGUGUGAGCGGCAGUUCAAUCUAAUCCAGAGUAUCGUCAUCUCAGCGUUGCUGAUCUUCAUUAUCGUUCUUUGCUGGGCUCAGUUAGGUGUUAUUGCGUUGAAAUGCGAAACUGUUCGUAAGAGGAAAAAGGACGUUACUAUAGCAUGUAGCAUCCUCACCGUCAUCGCUAUUGUAGCUAUCGUGCUUUUUAUCCAAGAUGGCGGUAUUAGAAUGAAUCAGGUUGGCCUUGCUUUUACCGUACUACCUGCUGGGAUGCUGAUGGUGCUUCAAUACUCUAUAUUUAAAUUGAUUCUGGAUCAUAUGACACGCAGUGGAUACGCUCUGUUAGGCUUUCAAGUUGUGGGUUACCUAAUUGCUGUAAUUGGCUUUGGACUGUCUAUCUCAGCCUGUCCUUCAGUCCUUCUGUCUGUUGUAAUUGCCGGCAUAGUUAUUAUGGCUGUUGCGGAUCUUCUUGCUCUGGUUUAUGUCUAUAGUUGUUCCAGAAUGAAAGAUCAUCAAACUCCGAGGAUACAAAAGGAGCGAUGCAAGAAUGAUGUAUUAAAGACAGAGACCGAACCUACUGCAGAAAUGCGUGAUGUUUGAGAAGUACACCAUUGUUUGUACACCGUGGCCUUGAAGAUGCACUACUCAAAGAGAAGAAAUUCAGGAAACUCGUUGUUUUGCAUGUGUGGCAAAAGUGCUUUUGAUAUAAAUGAUGUAAUUUUGUAUAGUCACAGCAGGAACGUGUGUGUUUGCCCAAGCGUGAUCUUGAUUUCUUUUGUUCUGGUAUAUACGGUGUGCUUGAGGGUGAGAAUAGAAAAAGCACUGUUUGCCCACUCCAGCAUCUCCCUGCAGUAUACUUAGUGGUAUUACUUUCAACAACUCAUCAUCAGUCACUGCUUUGAUCGUGGGCCUGCUCAGCCCAAAGGUUGCAAUGCCAUUUAGACUAUUGUUUUCUUUAUUUGUGUGCAUGGGCAAGGUAUGGUAGCAAUGUCUGUGAUACAAGCAGGAAGCAGGGAUUGUACAAAUACAUUUUCCAACGUUCAGCAAAACUUUUAUAUAAAAAACGAAAUGCUUCGACACAGACCUGUAUGGAUGCAGAUUUUACUGCCGGCUCUCCUGAAGAGAUCAACCAAGAUAUCUUAAUUCCACAGAAUGAUAACGUUCCUGUCAAUAGACAGCACUUGUGUAUGCUGUGGUGGCCCAUACUUUAGUCCGGUGAGAGAGCUCCCAGUGCCUCUUAUGUCUUCUUUAAACAGGAGCUCAGCUCUUGGAGCCUGAUUCAGCACAGGAAUUGCGGAGCAUUUAGUAACUUUCACACUGAAUGUGGUUCAUGUGUUUGUUCACGUUGUGGAGUUUGUGGUACUGGAACCACACACAGUUUCAGGUUCUCUUAAUGGCUGUGUUCGUUAAACACGUUGAUGCUUCAGAAAAGGUGACGUUGUCCUCUUAGAGUGCUCUUAGCAAUUUUUGAAUCUCUUUUCUUGAAUGGAGAUGGGAGUUAUUUCAUUUCUGACCCAAAUCUGUGUUCACGUUAUGUCACAAACGCAUAGAAUAGAAUUUGUGUAGGAGUCGGUGAGAAGCAGUGAGGUUUACUUGCUGUUAUAUGUAUGUGGCACAGAUAAAGAUCCACAGAUAAAGAUCCACGUAGGAUUGAUUCUAUAGAAGCUGCACAUUCCAUGGGGUUUUAGCGUUUACAGCUGCUUUGAGAGUCGUUCCAGUAUAGCUGACUUCAUUGACAGUUGCCAGAGAACUCCCCAGCUUCCAUUUCUACUAGGCUGAUUUCAAAGGCACGUGUGGUUCUCUCCUAAUGAUUUGAAACUCUGUUUUGAAAGCUGUUGCCAAAUGGUAGCGUAAUAAUAAAAUCCACGUCUUCAAAGAUUCUAAAUGUUACAAGUUUCAGGUUUGGAUGUUAUGACACAAGGGUUUGUUGCAGAUAUCCACAUGCAGGCUCCAAGUCUCAGCACAGACAGUUUGCAUCAAGAAUUCAACUGCAUAGAAUUGAAGUAUCCGAUCUUAGAAUGUUCCCUCUAACAGAUUUCUUGCAAUGGCUGCAGGACUGAACCAGCAAAGCAGCCCUUGGUGCAGCCUUCCCUAAAAGAGGUGAAAUUGGCCGCAGUGUAGGGAGUUCCUUGUGAUCAGAUGUUUAAGAAGCAAAUACAGUUUAGUUGUUUGUCGAUUCCUGUCAGAUUUCAGCUCCUAGUAUACGAAUCUUUUCAGUACAGGUCUUUCCAUAGUCAUAGCGAUCCACCUAGACAUGGGAGGCAUUUCUCUGUGUUAACAAUUCAAUAUCAGAACUGAAUCUGGUUGAGAUUUGCUCCUCAUUCGUUAAUGAUUCAUUUUGGUUUGUUGUAAGUAGAGCAGUUGAGCAAUUACACGAAACAAACACGCUGGAUUCUCUUGAGCUAUCCUGCCUUACAAGAAACAAAACCCACCCCACGUAUAAUAGCUUUAUGGCAACUACUGCAAAGGAAAUGGCAGUAGGAUCCGCUGUGUGUCUCUGUUGCGAUGAGGCCAGGCUGUUACUAAGGGCUCUACUGAAACAUCCAGAACUCGGUGGCUGUGUACAGCCUGCAGAAUCAAUUGCUCCGGAUAUGAGAGAAACCCAGUGUUGUGCUGUUGCUAAGGGCUCUGCUCUGGGUUUCUUGGAGGUGCAAAUUUAACAGGGGGGAGUUACAAAAGUCAUCGGUCUGCCCAGCCCUUUCCCACCGGUAAUUAAAACCAAAGUUCACAACUGUAUGACACCAUUCGUGUUUGUAUGUAUGCGUGUAUAUAUAAAUGCAUAGACAUUUUAAAUAUCUAUAGUCUUUACUCAAGAAUAUGUUUUUAUUUAUGAAACAUGAAAUGAUUUUUGUAAAUAUUGUGCUAAUAUACUGAAAUAAAGUCAUUUUAAGUUGUUUUUGUCAAA
Coturnix japonica (Japanese quail) is the source of this 2956-nucleotide messenger RNA. Lineage: Eukaryota; Metazoa; Chordata; Aves; Galliformes; Phasianidae. The record is from RefSeq and is a predicted model, not a curated record.